AGCUACACACAUCGAAGAACGAUAUUCACACCCUCAUAAAUUUGACUCUUACGCGAAAACAAAUUACAAUUCAAAGCGAAACUUUAAUACUUCCUAUUCUGAUAGACAUGUGAAUAAUUUAAAAUGCAUUUUCUGUUCUAAAAAUCAUAUGAGUCACGAUUGCUUGUUAAAUGUGUUUGAGAAGAAGAAAGCUUUAAUGUCUAAGGGCUUAUGUUUUAUAUGUUUUCAAAAUCAUUUAAGCAAAUUUUGUGAUAGGAAUUAUCAAAAAUGCAAACAGUAUAAUUCUUCUUCUCAUAACUCUUUAACUUGUAAUGGGAACGAACAUAAUGAAAGAAAAAAUGUUUCGGCGCCAGCGGUUGACGCCGUGCAAGGGGGGAAACCCAGAAACUCAAAACGCUAUAUCAUCUAUGAUUUCUCUUUCUUCUAAAUAAAUUAAAUAAAGAGGAGCACUUCUAAUUCGAUCUUAUUGCAAGCUUUUUCGGCGGAAAGCAAAACAAAACAAGGAGUUAAUAUUCAAUUGCGUUGUAUGUUAGACGGAGGGGCGAAUAAAUCUUUCGUUUUGAGAGAAAUAGCUGAGUCAUUAAAUUUAGAAGUGAUUAAUAAAGAAUCAUUAAUUAUUUAUACAUUCGGAAAUGAAAUCGCAGAAAAGCGCACAUAUGAUGUGGUCGAAUUAACAUUACAAAGUAUAAAAAAUUCAAAUCGGAAGAUAAAAAUACAAGCGGUGGUAAUCGACUCGAUUACUUCGGCACAAAUUAACAUUCCGUCACAAUGGGUUAGAAAUAUUGCUACAGAAAUGGGGACUGAAUUAGCUGAUGUUAGUACCUCCAGUAAAAUACAUGUUUUAAUUGGUUCGGAUUACAUAUCACAAAUUUUAGGUGAAAGGAACGUAAGAAUUAGUAAAAGAUUGAUUGUAGUUGAUAGUAUUUUUGGAGCUUUACUACAAGGACAGGAUAAGGAAUCCAAUUCACCGGAGAUGCCAGUCAAUCAUUUAUUUGUUGAAAAUGAAGAAUUAGAUUGUGAUAGGAUUAAGAAUUUGUGGUCAUUGGAAGCAAUCGGGAUAAAUGCAGAUAAAGAACUAUCUCCGUCAGAUAAAGAAAUUUUGGAAUCGUUUGAACAAAAUACGACAUAUUCAAAUAAAAUAUACGAAACUCGAUUAUUAUGGAGGGCGGAUAAUAGAGAAUUGAAUAGUAAUUAUGAAAUUGCAAAACAUCGUUUAUUUAGUUUAAACAAAACAUUCGAGAGAAAUAAGGGAUUAUAUUUAAAAUACGAUGAGAUCAUAAAUGAGCACAUACGGGAAGGAAUUGUUGAAAGGGUAGAAAUGGAUUUAGAUAAAAAUAUAAAUACAGGUUAUUUUCUCCCACAUCACGCUGUAGUACGCGAACAAAAGGACAGUACAAAGGUUAGGGUAGUCUUCGAUGGAUCUUCAAAGGGUAAAGGGGAAUUGUCAUUAAACGAUUGUUUAGAUUGCGAUCCAAACUUAAACCCGGAUUUACUAAAAAUUAUUUUGAGGUUCAGAUUGCACAAAAUUGCAAUUUGCGCUGACAUUCAGCGUGCAUAUUUGGAAGUAGGGAUCGCAGAACAAGAUAGAGAAUUUUUAAAAUUUUUGUGGAUAAAAGAAAAGGGUCCUAAUCUCGAUCUCAGCAAUCAUAAUAUCCAAACUCUUCGAUACAAAAGGGUUACAUUUGGAGUUAAGUGUAGUUAAUUUUUGUUGUCAGCGACAAUAAGAUUACACAUAGAGAAAUAUCGCAAAGACUAUGGUGAAGCGUGUGAAAUGCUCCAUAAACUCUAUGUAGAUGAUAUGAUCGACGGAACUUCUGACGUGCAGGAUGCCUUUCGUUUGAGUAAGGAGAUGAUAUUUAUUCUUGGACAAGCUAGCAUGAAUCUACGUAGAUGGACAACAAAUUCUCCGAUUCUUGGCAAAGCAUGGAAACAAGCUUUUAUAGAUUGCCGAGAAACAUCUCAAGAACUAGGCGUACCUUUAAAGAUUUUAGGACUUAUCUGGAACAAUGUUGAGGACAACAUUAGAUUCGACAUUCGACAGUUUGAAAAACUGAGAUUGUGCAAGGCGAUAACUAAACGAAUUAUCUUGGCAGCAGGCGGUAUGCUUUUUGAUCCCAUUGGACUAAUGAACCCCUUCAGUAUUAGAAUAAAGCUUUUGUUACAACAGAUUUGGGAAAAAGGCAUUUCAUG
Molecule: messenger RNA, 2190 nt
Organism: Parasteatoda tepidariorum (common house spider)
Lineage: Eukaryota; Metazoa; Arthropoda; Arachnida; Araneae; Theridiidae
Source: RefSeq, a predicted model, not a curated record